AACUGCAGUGUUUAUACUUUAAACUGUGUUAAAUACUGACGUAGUUAAAAAAAAAAACGCUCGAUUGCCCGAGCUAGAACAGAUCAUUUGAGCUUGAGAACUGGCGGUACAGUUGAAAGUCCUAGUCAGAUCAGUGAGCGGUGAAUUCAAGCCUGGAGGUCGCUUGAAGGUCCGAUGAAUGAGCCGCGGCUAUUCAGUCUCGGCUGUCAGAACUACUCACGCGGAAUGCGGCUUCAGCCAAAUACAGCACAUCUAGCCCAUAACGCAAUAUUUUCAAAAUGACAGCCCCAUCACCUAAGCCCCACAUCCGUACAGGAAAAGCUGAAGAAGAAGAUGACCCAGUAGAACUUAUGAUUUCAAAAACUGGUUGUGCUCAUUUGCACUAUGCUGUGCAGGAAUGUAUGGCAGAACACCAAGACUGGAGAAAAUGUCAGCCACAAGUUCAGGGAUUUAAGGAAUGUAUGUCAUCAUAUCAGAAGUCUAAAAGAGAAGAACAAAUUAAGAUUGGACAAAAAAUACCAUAAGAUCAAAGCUGAUAAGAAAGAGACUAAUUUGUCAAACUUUUAUUCACUUUACAAAUAUUCUUUCUUUGUACAAUAAGGCAAUUUUCCAAUCAUUCCUUUGUUAAAGCAGUACUGAACAGUAAAUUAAAUUUGCUUUACUACAUGAACAAUGAAUUUUGGUGGUAGAUGAAUUUAACAGUAUAUUACAAAAAGUGUAAAAGUGCCCAUGCAAUUAUAUGGUCAAAUAGAAGGAAAGGGGCUUUAAUAAAAUGUUCUUCUUUAUCAUAAGAUGUAUUUAAAAUGUUUAAAUUUUAAAAAUUUCACUUGUUUUUACAGUUUUUAUAUGAAAAAUAUUAUGAUCAAGCAGAAUAUUUAACAAAUAUAUUUCCUUUCAUUAAAGUGCAAUUAUUUCAUAAAAAUGUA
This is a messenger RNA of Erpetoichthys calabaricus (reedfish), 926 nucleotides long. RefSeq names its product cytochrome c oxidase assembly factor 4 homolog, mitochondrial (gene coa4). The record is from RefSeq and is a predicted model, not a curated record. The transcript is spliced from 2 exons. NCBI's taxonomy places the organism in Eukaryota, Metazoa, Chordata, Cladistia, Polypteriformes, Polypteridae. Bases 279 to 524 code for a protein of 81 amino acids. Gene Ontology annotation, cellular component: mitochondrial intermembrane space. Gene Ontology annotation, biological process: mitochondrial respiratory chain complex IV assembly.